GUGGUGACGUAGUGGCGGCGGCAUCUCGUAUUUUAACUCGGGGUCAAGGCGUAGGUUUGGAAACCACGCGGGAUCGUGGGGCGUCCUGGCCGCCAGCGGCGCGUGGUUUCCUCUGGGCAUACGCCGCUUUCUGUGUUGUCUCCGUUCCACCCCUUCGGGGAGAGGGAAGCGGAGGAAAGGUUUUUUUUUGGGAACAGAGUUGGAGCCUCUGAAGGGAAAGGGAGCACCCAGCGGGCUGUGGCGCGUCUGAGGACUGGGCUGCAGUCCGGAAUUGGGGAGCAGCUGAGAGGGGAGGGUCCCCGCAGGCAGGGUCCCAACCCGCUGGGAUCAGGGCUGGUCCGGAGGAGGGCCUGGGGCAGCCGCGCGAUGUUCGCGGCCCGGGGCCUGCUCCGAGCCCUGCGCUCCUGUUCCUCCGCUCCCUCCCCGAGACACAAGCCGUCAACCAAACUGAGCGUGCGGGACGCUCUCGGGUCCCAGAACACGAAUGGGGAGCGCGUUAAGGUUCAGGGAUGGAUUCGUUCAGUCCGAUCCCAGAAGGAAGUCUUGUUCCUGCAUGUAAAUGAUGGAUCAUCUUUGGAAAACCUUCAGGUUGUAGCAGAUUCAAGCUUUGACAGUAGAGAACUGGCUUUUGGGAGUUCUGUGGAAGUUCAAGGGCAGCUGAUAAAAAGUCCAUCCAAAAGACAAAAUGUGGAACUGAAGGCAGAAAAAAUUGAAGUUGUUGGAAAUUGUGAUGCCAAGACUUUCCCUUUUAAAUAUAAAGAGAGGCAUCCUCUGGAGUAUCUGAGACAAUAUCCUCACCUGAGGUGUAGGACUAAUGUUCUGGGUUCUAUACUGAGGGUUCGCAGUGAAGCCACAGCUGCUAUUCAUUCUUUCUUUAAGGACCAUGGUUUUGUGCAUAUUCACACUCCCAUAAUCACAUCCAAUGACUGUGAGGGGGCUGGGGAACUUUUCCAAGUUGAGCCUUCAAGCAAAAGGAAGUUACCUGAGGAGAAUUUCUUCGAUGUUCCUGCUUUCUUAACUGUCUCAGGACAACUUCACCUAGAAGUGAUGUCAGGAGCUUUUACUCGAGUGUUUACCUUUGGUCCAACAUUUCGAGCAGAGAAUUCUCAGAGCCGGAGACACCUGGCAGAGUUUUACAUGGUAGAAGCAGAGAUUUCCUUUAUUGAAAGCCUUCAAGAUCUCAUGCAGGUUAUAGAGGAGCUCUUCAAGUCUGCAACAAUGAUGGUUCUCUCAAAUUGUCCUGAAGAUGUUGAACUUUGUCACAAAUUUAUAGCUCCUGGCCAAAAGGACAGAUUAGAACAUAUGCUAAAAAACAACUUUUUAAUCAUUUCUUACACUGAAGCAAUGGAGAUCCUCAAGCAGGCAUCCCAGAACUUCACCUUCACCCCAGAGUGGGGUGAUGACCUUCAUACUGAACAUGAGAAGUACCUGGUGAAGCACUGCGGCAACAUACCAGUCUUUGUUAUUAAUUAUCCAUUAGCACUCAAGCCUUUCUACAUGAGGGAUAAUGAAGAUGGCCCUCAGCACACAGUUGCUGCUGUUGAUCUUCUGGUUCCUGGAGUUGGAGAGCUCUUUGGAGGAAGCCUCCGAGAGGAACGGUACCAUUUCUUAGAGCAGCAACUGGCCAGAUCAGGACUGACAGAAGCCUACCAAUGGUACCUGGACCUCCGUCGAUUUGGAUCUGUGCCACAUGGAGGUUUUGGGAUGGGAUUUGAACGCUAUCUGCAGUGCAUCUUGGGAAUUGACAAUAUCAAAGAUGUUAUCCCUUUUCCAAGAUUUACUCAUUCAUGUCUGUUAUAGCUGGAAGACUGGUUAAUGAAAAUCACCCCAAGACAGAGGUACCACACAUGAAUAUGCAUACAGGAGGAUGCAUGUUUGAAUUUUUAAAAUGCAGACAUUUUCAAAAUGUAAUUGUCCUUCCAUAACACAUAACGUAUGAAAAAUAGACGUGAUCAUGUUUUUCUUAGAAAGUUGAGGGCAUUUCAUAGAAAGAUGGAUUCUCAAGAAGAAGUACUUACAGCAGAUAGAAUCUCAAAUUUGUUAUGUCAAUUAAGAAGAAAUGAAGAAAUUGAACUAGAUGGUCUCAAAGCUCCUUUCAAACUCUAAGACAGGAUAGGAUAGUAGUGUAUUUUACUUGUCUUUAAUGAUUAGAUCUUGUGUGACCUUUGAGAAACAACUAGUAGCUAAAACUACAAUGUUGUUGGAUCUUUUCUCCCUUGCCACUUAACCUAUGAUAAAUGUUCAUCUUAUUCUCAGUGUUUUACUGAAAAUUACA
Molecule: messenger RNA, 2275 nt
Organism: Rhinolophus ferrumequinum (greater horseshoe bat)
Lineage: Eukaryota; Metazoa; Chordata; Mammalia; Chiroptera; Rhinolophidae
Gene: NARS2
Product: asparaginyl-tRNA synthetase 2, mitochondrial
Exons: 14
Coding region: 367-1800 (477 amino acids)
Biological process (GO): asparaginyl-tRNA aminoacylation
Cellular component (GO): mitochondrion
Molecular function (GO): asparagine-tRNA ligase activity; nucleic acid binding; ATP binding
Source: RefSeq, a predicted model, not a curated record